AUGGCGACGUGGGUGGCACACGCGCUCAAUCUUUUCCUUCUUUUGCUGACUUUUAAUGGCAAUCCCGGGCACACAACAAAGACAUUUACAUUUCCAGAAUAUCCGUACAAAGAGACAAGUAAAAAUGAACUGAUGUUCCGUGAGUUUGAACAAGCUUGCGAAGAAAGUGGUGCUUGCAAGACACUGUCGCAGCCCAGGAGCAGUGUUGCUAAGAUACGAUGUAUACGAGAGUGUGUGUCACCCUCUUGCUACAGAGAACUUUAUCUUUUUGAUCAGCUUGAAGAAGGUGAAAUAGAUGUAAGAUUGAACUCCUUCAAGGGGUGCUUUAUGCAACGAAAUGGAAGACCAAAAAAAUAG
This is a messenger RNA of Cotesia congregata, 357 nucleotides long. Lineage: Eukaryota; Metazoa; Arthropoda; Insecta; Hymenoptera; Braconidae. The record is from the annotation of a GenBank genome assembly.